Molecule: messenger RNA, 732 nt
Organism: Exophiala spinifera
Lineage: Eukaryota; Fungi; Ascomycota; Eurotiomycetes; Chaetothyriales; Herpotrichiellaceae
Exons: 4
Coding region: 1-732 (243 amino acids)
Source: RefSeq, a predicted model, not a curated record
AUGUCUGAUAUGGAGGCACUGGUGGAAGCACUCUCGGAGUACUCGACGUACGUACCCCCUAGACAAUUGUAUGCAGGCCUGGAAUCUCAUAUGCGCAGUUGUGAUGUCUCCGAUGCCCUGGGCAAACUCGGAGUCCCCCAUAGUGGGUUCCUAGCAGGGCCAACCCUAUGGUCACCAGAACGACAAUGUGGAAAGACGAAGCUAGUCGGCCCAGCUUAUACGGUGCAAUAUGUCCCUGUUAGCGACGAGACUUCCCCGAAAUGUCCUUCGCACUAUAUUGAUUCAGUGCCCUCAGGCGCAGUCAUUGUGAUCUCGGCACCGGCCACCAUCAACGCCGUUUAUGGUAGCUUGAUGAGUACCCGAGCUCAGGCGUCGGGUGCCGUUGGCACUGUGGUGGAUGGGAGGAUUCGUGACCUGCAAGAUCACCGAGACUUGGGCUAUCCGGUAUUCGCCCGUGAAAUAGGCACUGCAGCUCCGUAUGGAGUAGCCCGUGUCAGUGGAUUCAAUGUUCCGAUAGACUUCAACAAAGAAGGUGGCACUGUGUCAGUCCACCCAGGAGACUACAUCGUAGGAGAUCUGAACGGUGUCGUCUGCAUACCCGCGAAGCUGGCGGAUCAAGUGGUCAAAUUGAUUGCUCCUCAAGUGGAAGCUGAUAGCAAAAUCGCGCGAGAUUUACGAAACGGAGUGCCCUUCACAGAAGCAAGCAAAAAGCAUAGAGCAAAGUUGACAUAG